CCAUCUGCGGCGUUAGCGUCUGCAGAGCCGCCGCAGUGCCAGGGUCGAGCGAGGGGCAGCACUAGCAGCGAUGGCAACCACUGCGUUGGCGGCGCGGGUGCGGCUCUGCGCGUUGGGAGUGAGGACCGUGCAAGCCCAAGGCUUUAGCUCGGACCAGCCGCACGAUCUCGACAGGGGCGCAGGCGCGAUCCGGGAGGCCGGUGGGGCCUUUGCAAAGAGAGAGGCGGCUGAAGAGGAGCGAUAUUUCCGAAACUCAAGACUUGAACAAACAAAACUCAGGAAAGACUCUGUGAACUGCAGGAGCAGAUCUAUCAAAGCUGCUUCCUAACCAUCUAUCUCAGAAUCAUCAAAACCAAGAAAAACCCAAACCCAUUGCCAUCGAGUGGAUUCCGACUCAAAGCGACCCUAUAGGACAGAGUAGACCUGCCCCAUGGAGUUUCCAAGGAGCGACUGGUAUAUUCGAACUGCCAACAUUUUGGUUAGCAGCCGUAGUAGCUCUUAACCGCCAUGCCACCAGGGUUUCUGAGAAUCGUCAGGGUGCUUUAUUUAUUUAGAUUUUUAUGGAGUUUUAUACAAUAAAAUUAUUUAACAAUUUCACAACCAUCUACAUUUAUGGAGCACUUUUUUGUUGUUGUUCAUAUAAUUUCAUCAUAUUUCUGAAUCAGGUCCACACCAUUAGUUUAAUUUUAUAGCCAAGUAACUGAAGCCGGGAAUUGAUAAGUAACUUUCCCAGGGUCAUGCAACCAGGUUUGUGCUGAGCAAGGACUUUACUUCGGGACUCCUGCCCCCACAUCUUGAGUUGCAGUUCCAGGAUAGUGGUUGAGUUGGCCCUUAGUUCCCUCCUCAAUGUGGGAUAGGUAGGGGGACAUGCCUGGACAUCUGAGGAUGUGUGCUAAAGGAGAAGUCUCCUGGCAGUAAAUCUAGAAGUGCCAGUGGUUGGCAUUGGUGUUAGCAUUUCAUCUGUGACAUGAAUCCCUGUCAGCAUGUCAGUGCAUGCCUAUGUGAUGAAAACACACUACUGUAAUAGAACCUACUUUAAGAUUUCACAACAGUAGGUCUAUGGCUGCAGUUGUUAAUCCAGGCUGCACAUUGAAAUACCUGGGGAGCUUUAAAAACAAACCAAUACUGCAAGACCAAUUAAAUCCAAAGCUCUGAGAUUGGGGCCUGGACAUGAGUAUUUUAAAAAAGCUCCCCCAGUUUUUCCAAAAUACAGAAAAGAGUUGAGAACCACUGGCAUAAAAGAUCCUCCCAGGUCUGCUGCAUAUGGUUGGGCAUGUUGUUCGCUGCAGAAGACACCUGACUGAAGGGACCAGUAAGGACUGAAAUUCAGACCAUACUCUGUUCACCAACACGUGUGCCCUAGUUUGAAAGUAACUUCUGUCCUCAACAAGAGUCACCUUUUGUAUAAUUCCCACAAAAGGGUCAGUAGACCACUCCCCUAUUCUUGGAUAUGCAGUGCUGCAUGUCCUAUGUAUUCCAUUUUCAGCUGGUUUUUUGUGCAUUCAUUAAAAAGUAUACUUUAUAUCUAUCAUAUGUUGGGCACUUGGUAUACACUGGGGAUACAACUAUAAAACAAUCAAAGCUCUUAUGGAGCCCAUAGUCUAUUGGGGAAAAGAAGUGAUUAAAUAGGGAGUUAAAUAAUAAUGGGGGUAGGAGUAGAAUUCUGGAGAAGGAUAUGGGACAGGCACUCCACUCAGACCUGGGGUUCAGAGGGACCUCGUGGUGGAUAAUGGCGGCCAGGUAAAAGGAAAGGGGUGGUAUUUAAAGCUGAGUGACAAUAUUUGAAGAAACCUGAAAUUAAGAGAUGUGAGUUAUCAGGGAAUCUACCAUAGUUCAGUCUGUCCUUCUGGAACAUGGAGGGAAUGAUAGGUGUGUGGCGGGAGGGUUGUUGAUACUGUGCAAGUUCUACCAAUUUCCAAGGGCUAGGUUAGUCACCUGCAAGCUUAAUCACUGUGCCUCACUCCUCAGUCAUUCCUUCUUUCCAUCCUCUCUUCUUCCUUCCCUGCCCUCUUCUUUUCAGGACAGUCCUUUAUUAGAGGAGAAGAUACCUAAACAACUUAGGCUUUUAGCUACCCCAACCUGCCCCAUCUCCUUCUGUCCUACGUAUCCUCUAAUCUACUUUCCUUCUGUCAUGGAUUGAAUUGUGUCCCCCCAAAACGUGUCAAAUUGGCUAGGUCAUGAUUCCCAGUAUUGUGUGUUUAUCUACCAUUUUGUUUGUUAUCUGAAGUGAUUUUCCUAUGUGUUGUAAAUCCUACCCUUAUGAUGUUAAUGAGGCAGGAUUAGAGGCAGUUAUGUUAAUGAGGCAGGACUCAAUCUACAAGAUUAGGUUGUAUCUAAAAUCAAUCUCUUUUGAGAUAUAAAAAAGAAAAGUAAGCAGAGAGACAGGGGACCUCAUACCGCCACAAAGCAAGAGCCGGGAGAAUAGCACAUACUUUGGACCCAGGGUCCCUGUGCUAAAAAGCUCCUUGACCAGGGAAAGAUUGAUGAUAAGGACCUUCCUCCAGAGUCAACAGAGAAAGAAAGCCUUCCCCUGGAGCUAAUGCCCCAGAUUUGGACUUGUAGCCUACUAGACUGUGAGAGAAUAAAUUUCUCUUUGUUAAAGCCAUCCACUGUGGUAUUUUUGUUAUAACACCACUAGAUGACUAAGACACUGUCUCUAUCAAUUAUUUCCCUACUCUGGGCAUUACAUAUGAAUGGAAUCGUGUAAUAUGUGGUCUUCUGUAACUGGCUUCUUACCCUUACCGUAAUGUUUUUAAGAUUCAUCCAUGUCGUAGCAUCUAUCAGUACUUCAUUCCUUUUUUUAGUCAAGUAAUAUUCCUUUGCAUGGAUAUACCACAUUUUUUUUUUUUUAUCAAUAUAUUAUUUACUUGAAAAUUGGCUUGUUUCCAUCUUUUGGCUAUUAUAUAGAGUGCUGCCAUGAAUACUUAAUGUUCACAUAUAUUUUUGAGUGCCUAUUGUUACGGAUUAAAUGUGUUUCCCCUGAAAUAUGUGUUGUAAAUCCUAACCUCUAUGCUUGUGAUUAUAAUUUCACUUGGGAAAAGGUUGUCUUUGUUAUGCUAAUAAGACAGGAUUAGUGUAGUGUGUAUCUUGAGUCAAUCACUUUUGAGAUAUAAAAGAAAUUAAGCAAGCAGGCAGAAAUGGUGUUAAGUUAGAUGCCAAAACACAUGGAGAUCUUCAAGGAACCAGAAAACAGAAGCUGAAGAGACAAGGAUCUUAUUCCAAAUUCAGCAGACAGAGAAAGGCUUCCCAUAGAGCCAGUGCUCUGAAUUUGAACUUCUAGCUUCCUAAACUGUGAGAAAAUAAAUCUCUGUUUGUUAAAGCCAUCCACCUGUAGUAUUUCUGUUACAGCAGCACUAGAUAACUAAGACAGAAUUUGGUACUGAGAAGUUGGAGUGCUGCUCUAACAAAUACCUGCAAUGUGAACGUGGUUUUGGAAUCGGGUAAUGGGUAUAGGCUGGAAGAGUUUAAAGGUGUCUACUAGUAAAAGCUUAGAUUGCCUUGAAGAGACUGUUGGUAGAAUCAUGGACAUCAAAGGCAAUUCUGACAAGGGCUCAGAAGGAAGCAAGGAGAGCUAUAGAGAAAGUCUCUAUUGUCAAAGAGAAUACAUAUGGUGCCAGUAACAGAAUGUUGCUAGAAAUGUAAACAUUAAAUGUGCUUCUGGUGUGGCUUUAAAAGGAAAUGAUGAUCAUAUGACUGACAAUGGAGGAGGGGUGAUGCUCUUUAUGCCGUGGCAAAGAACGUUUCUGAAUUGUGUUCAAAUGUGUGGUAGAAGUUAAAACUUGUAAAUGAUGAACCUGGACAUGUGGCUGUUGAAAUUUCUAAGCAAGAUCUUAAAGGGGCUACAUAGUUUCUCCUUGCUGCUUAUAGUGAAAUGCAAGAGGAAAGAGAUGAACUUAAAAACGAACUGUGCAAAAUGAAAACAGAACUUAAAGAUUUGAAAAAUUCUGUUGUACAAACUAAGGACAUGUGUCCUAGAAUGUUCACCAAGGACAUGGCUGCACAGUCUUUUGUUAAAGAAAUUAAGCCUGUGACUGAUGGAUCUAACCAACUACCAGCAGAAAACCCAUCAGCUUAGACUGAAGUGGACAGAGAAAGGAUGAAAGAAAAGAAUGCUGUCUGCCUCUUGGAAUUCUACAGGCAGGAAACAGGCCAAAGGAGUUACAUCUGUUGUCCUCCAAGAAAAGAAAAGGACCAUCCCUGGAGCACCUCAGAGAUCAGCAAAACUGUUGGAAGGAGCUCGAGAAGCAGGGUCUUCUUGAUUUCAAAGGGUAGGGCCAUGAUAUCCUGGCUCUCAAAGGGUGGGGCCGCAGCCUCCUACGUUUCAAAGAGUCAGAUCUUCAUCAGCUCAGUUCUGGAGUGUGGGGCUGACAUUAAGGUGUGCCAAGGGGAUGGGGCCACCACCCAAAGCUAAGGGAGCAGAGAUGCCAUGCCCAAAGGUUGAAAGAACAGGGCCUGCCAGUGUUGAGGGGGUGGGGAUGCCACUCAGAUGGACUGCGAGAACAAGGCCACCCAAAACUGAGGGAGCAGAGUUGCCAUCCAGAGGGCCUGGAAGGCAGAGCUGAAGCCCAGAGCCAAGCAUCCUCCACCCAGAACCCAGAGGGUAUGGCCAACACCCAUAUUCUGGAAGGCAGGGCCAUUGCUCAGAUGGUUCCAAAGGACAGAGGUUUAUUCUCAAUCCUUGAGAGCCAAUGUAAAUUAUUCUGCUGGGUUCUGGGCUUGCUGGGUGCCAUUAUCCCUUCUUUCCCCCCAAUUUCCCCUGUUUAUAAUGGAAAUGUCUAAUUUGUGCCUGUUCCACCAUUGUACUUUGGAAACAGGUAACUUUUGGUCUAGAUUUUGCAAGUUCACAGAUGAAGAGAAAUUUUGCCACAGGAUGGACUAUGCCUAAAGCCUCACCCAUAUUUGAUUUAGAUGAUUCAAAAGAUGAGAUUUGGUACCUGGAAUUUAUUUCAGGCUUUUGGAAUGCUGUGAUGGGGUGAAUGUAUUUUACAUGUAGCACGGCAAUGAAUUUUGGGGGCCAAAAGGUGAAAUGUUAUGGAUUGAAUUGUGUCCCCCCAAAAUAUGCAUUGUAAAUUCUAACCUCUAUGCCUCUGGUUAUAAUCUCAUUUGAGAAUGGGUUGUCUUUUUUAUGUUAAUUAGGCAGGAUUAGUAUAGCAUGUAUCUUGAGCCAAUCUCUUCUGAGAUAUAAAAGAGAUAAAACAAGGGAAAGAAACGGAGAUGGGGUAAGAUAGAUGUCUUAGUCAUCUAGUGCUGCUAUAACAGAAAUAACACAAGUGGAUGGCUUUAACAAAGAGAAAUUUAUUCUCUCACAGCCUAGGAGGCUAGAAGUUCAAACUCAGGGUGCCAGCUCCAGGAGAAAGCCUUCUCUCUGUGUCAGCUCUCUGGGAAGGUCCUUGUCAUCAAUCUUCCCCAGUUGAGGAGCUUCUCAGCACAGGGAUCCUGGGUCCAAAGGAUAUGCUAUUCUCCUGGCUCUUGUUUCUUGGUGGUAUGAGGUUCCCCUGUCUCUCUGUUCACUUCUCUCUUUUGUAUCUCAAAAGAAAUUGAUUCGAGAUUCAACCUAAUCUUGUAGAUUGAGCCCUGCCUCAUUAAUGUAACUGCCUCUAAUUCUGCCUCGAUAACAUCAUAGAGGUAGAAUUUACAACACAUAGGAAAAUCACAUCAGAUGACAAAAUGGUGGGUAAUCACACAAUACUGGGAACCGUAGCCAAGAUAGAAGUUGACACACAUUUCGGGGGGACACAAUUCAAUCCGUAAUAAUACAUACCGAGACACAUGGAGAUCUCCAAGAAGCCAGGAAGCAGAAACUGGAGAGACAAGGACCUUCCUCCAGAGCCGACAGAGACAGAAAGCCUUCCCCUAGAGCCAGCACUCUGAAUUCAGACUUCAGCUUCCUAAACUGUGAGAAAAUACGUAAAUUUCUGUUAUUUCUUUUAUGGCAGCACUGGAUAAUUAAGACAAGCGUAAUCAGUUCUUUUGUGUAUAUACCCACUAGGAGUAGAAUUGAUAGGUCAUAUGGCAAUUCUUUGGUAUUCAGGAAUUGACAGAAAACCAAUACUGGGGAAAUACUCAUCGUCCUAUACACUUGAUUGUUGUUAAAGUCCUCCUCUGCUGAGGUCACCCUUUGGUGAGCAUUCACACGAGUCACAAAUAUUUUCACUUCUUUGGCCCAUUCAGAGAGAUCUAUCCACAUACCUCUUCCCCAUACUUCCUUGUCACCCAUUUUCCAAUCAUGUUCCUUCAAAAUCCCUGACCAUCCAGCCAAACCAUUGUCCACAGCCCAGCAGUCAGUAUACAGCUGCACAUCUGGCCAUUUCUCCUUCCAAGCAAAGUGAACAACCGGAACACUGCUUGAAGUUCUGCCCAUUGAGAGGAUUUCCCUUCACCACCAUCCUUCAGGGAGAUCCCAGGAAGGGGUUGCAGUGUUGCUGCUGUCCACUUUCCAGUGGUGCCUACAUAUCAUGCAGAACCAUGUGUAAACUAGGCAUGAGUUUUCUCUUCCUCAGUCAACUGAUCAUAAGGAACUCCUCAUGAAGCCGUAGAUGCAGACUAGGUGGGGGAAGUUACUGUGACAAGAGUGGAGACCAUGAACAUUUGAGCCACUUCCUCAUGCAACUUACUUGUGCCUAAAAGUCCUGCUCAAGACUGAUCUUAUAUAUACCACUUCCAUUUAAUGAUGGAGAACUGUUGUGCACGUCUGACUUUAUGACUCUGUGGGUCAGACAACACCCAGUUUAUGAUAGGCAGCUCAGGCUGCACGGUGACUUAGUGGCCCAUGGUUAGAUGUUCAGUCUCUACUAAGGCCAAGUAACAAGCCAAAAGCUGCUUCUCAAAAGGAAAGUGGUUAUCUUCAGAGGAUGGCAGGGCUUUGCUUCAAAAUCCUAAGGGUCUGCCCUACAAUUCACCGAUAGCGGCUUGCCAAAGUCUCCAAACAGCAUCUCCCUCUGCUACUGACACUUCAAGUAUCAUUGAAUCAGCCAGAUCAUAUAACCCAAGUGGCAGAGCAGGUUGCAUGGCAACCUGAACCUGUUGCACAGCCUUCUCUUCUUCUGGGUCCCACUCAAGGCUAGCAGUAUUUUGAGUCACUCGAUAAAUAGGCUGGAGUAGCACACCGAAAUGAGGGAUAUAUUGCCUCCAAAAUCCAAAGAGGCUCACCAGGCAUUGUGCCUCCUGUUUAGUUGUGGGAGGGGUCAGAUGCAAUAACUUAUCCUUCACUUUAGAAAGACUAUCUUGACAUACUCCACACCGCUGGACCCCUAGAAAUUUCACUGAAGUGGAAACCACCUGAAUUUUUGUUGGGUUAGUUUCCCACCCUCUAGCAUGCAAAUGUGUUAUUAAUAAAAUUUUUACUUAAUAAGUCUAGAGUCAUUGAUAUUUCUUCCUUACUAGGUCCAAUCUGCAUAAUGUCAUCAAUGUAAUGGACCAGUGUGACAUCUUGUGGAAGGGAAAGGUGAUCGAGAUCCCUGCAGACUAAAUUAUGACAUAGGCCUGGAAAGUUGAUAAACCUCUGAGGUAGGACAGUGAAGGUGAUCGUUGGCCUUGGCAGCUGAAGUCAAACUGAUUCUGGUGAUUCUUCUAAACCGGAAUCAAGAAAAAGGCACAUGCCAGACCAGUAACUCCAUACCAGGUACCAGGAGAUGAAUUAACUUGCUCAAGCAAUGAAGCCACAUCUGGAACAUCAGUUGAAAUUGGAGUCACCACCUGGUUAAGUUUAUGAUAAUCCACUGUCAUUCUCCAAGGUCCAUCUGUUUUUUGCACAGGCCAGACAGGUAAGUUGAAUGAGAAUAUAGUAGGAAUCACCACCCCUGCAUCCUUCAAAUCUUUGAUGGUGUCAGUAAUGUCUGCAAUUUCUACAAGAGUAUGGUAUUGCUUUUGGUUUACUAUUUUCAUAGGCAGAGGCAAUUCUAAUGGCUUCCAUGUGGCCUUUUCUACCAUAAUAGCCCUUAUUUCAUAAGUCAGGGAUCAAAUGUGAGGGAUCUGCCAGUUACUCAGUGUGCCUAUUCCAGUUAUGCAUUCUGAAACUGGGAAAAUCACUACAUGAUGGGUUCAGGGACCCACUGGAAGCACCGUGAGACAGACAUGAGCCAAGACUCCAUUAAUAACCUGACCUGCAUAUGCUCCCACACUUUGAAUGGUGGGCCACAGUGAUGUUUUGGGUCUCCUGGAAUUAUUGUCAGUUCAGAGCCAGUGUCCAGUAAUCCCAGAAAAGUCUGAUUAUUUCCUUUUCCCCAAUAAAUAGCCACUCUUGUAAAAGGCUGUAGUCCCAAAUUGAAUAGUGUACCACAAAAAUGUAUGUUAACUUGCUAGGCUUUGAUUCCCAGUAUUGUGUGAUUGUCUACCAGUUUGCUGUCCAAUCUCGUUUUCCUAUAUGUUGUAGAUCCUACCUCUAUGAUGUUAAUAAAGUAGGAUUAGAGGCAGUUAUUUUAAUGAGACAGUGCUCAAUCUACAAGAUUAGGUUGUGUUUUAAGUCAACCUCUUUUGAAAUAUAAAAGAGAGAAGUGAGCAAAAGAGACAGGGGGACCUCCAACUACCAAGAAAGCAGAGCUUGUAGAGGAGUAUGUCCUUUGGACCCAGGGUCCCUGAACUGAGAAGCUCCUAGACAAAGGAAGGUUUGAUGAUAAGGACUUUCCCCCAGAGCCAACAGAGAGAGAAAGUCUUCCUCCGGAGCUGGUGCCCUGAAUUCGAACUUUUAGCUUCCUAAACUGUGAGAGAAUAAAUUCUCUUUGUUAAAGCCACCUACUUGUGCUAUUCCUGUUAUAGCAGUGUUAGGUAACUAAGACAAUCCCUUCGGGGAAAGCUGGGAUAUCAUUGCUGAUGUCAGGUGGAUCUUGGCUGAAAGCAGAGACUAUCGGAGGGAUGUUUACCUGUGUUUUAUUGAGUACACAAAGGCAUUCAACUGUGUGGCUCAUCACAAAUUACAGAUAACAUUGCAAAGAAUGGGAAUUCUAGAACACUUAAUUGUGUUCAUGCAGAACCUGUACAUAGACCAAGAGGCAGUCAUUGGAACAGUACAAGGAGAUACAAAGUGAUUUAAAAUCAGAAAAGUAUGUAUCCGUGUUAUAUUCUUACAUCAUACUUAUUCAAUCAGUAUGCUGAGCAAAUAAUCCAAGAAGCUGGAUUAUGUGAAGAAGAACACAGUGUCAGGAUUGGAGGAAGACUCAUGAACGCUCUGUGAUAUGCAGAUGACACAACCUUGCUUGCUGAAAGUGAAGAGGACUAGAAGCAUUUUCUAAUAAAGAUCAAUGACCACAACCUUCAGUAUGGAUUGCACCUCAAUAUAAAGAAAACAAAAAUUCUCACAAGUGGACCAACAAGCAACAUCACAACAAACGGAGAAAAUAUUGAAGUUGUCAAGGAUUUCAUUUUACUUGGAUCCACAGCCAACACCGAUGGAAGUAGCAGUCAAGAAAUCAAAUGACAUAUUGCAUUGGACAAAUCUGCUGCAAAAGACCUCUUUAAAGUGUUAAAAAGCAACGAUAUUAACUUAAGGACUAACGUGUGCCUGACCCAAACCAUAGUAUUUUCAAUUGCCUCAUAUGUAUGUGAAAGCUGGACAAUGAAUAAGGAAGACAAAGAAGAAUUGAUGCCUUUGAAUUAUGGUGUUGGCCAAGAAGAUUGAAUAUACCAUGGACUGCCGGAAGAAUGACCAAAUCUGUUUUGGAAGAAGUACAGCCCAAAUGCUCCUUAGAAGCAAGGCUGGCGAAACUUCAUGUCACAUAGUUUGGACAUGUUAUUAGGAGGGACCAGUCCCCAGAGAAGGACAUUACGCUUGGUAAAGUAGACCGUCAGGGAAAAGGAGAAAGACACUCAAGGAGAUGGAUUUACACGGUGGCUGCAACAAUGGGCUCAAACAUAGCAAUGAUUGUGAUGAUGACACAGAACUGGGCAGUGUUUCAUUCUGUUGUAUAUAGUGCCACUAUGAGUCAGAACCAACUCGAUGUCACUUAACAACAACAUGGUAGUUUUUUGUUUAACUUACUGAUGAACCACCAAAAUGUUUUCUACAGUGGGUGAGCCAUUUUAUAUUCCUUCCAGCAAUGGAUGAGGGUUGCAGUUUCUCCACACCCACACCAACACUUGUUAUGAUUUUGUUUUAAUUAUAGCCAUCCUAAUGGGUGUGAGGAGCUCUGGUGGUGCAAUGGUUAAGAGCUCAGACUGCCAAUCAAAAGGUCAGCAGUUCGAAUCCACCAGCUGCUUCUUGGAAACUUUAUGGGGCAGUUCUACUCUGUCCUGUAGGGUCACUGUGAGUUGGAAUUGACUCAACAGCAAUGGAUAAUGGGUGAGAAGUGGUAUCUUAUUGUGGUUUUGAUUUGCAUUUCCAUGUUGACUAAUGAUGUUGAACAUCUUUUCAUGAGCUAAUUUACUAUUUACAUAUCUUCCUUUCAGAAAUGUCUAUUCAUAUCCUUUGCCCAUUUUUCGUUUUUUAAAAAGAUUAUUUGUCUUUUUAUUAUUGAAUUUUGAGAGUUCUUUAUAUUUUCUGGAUACUAAACUCUUACCAGAUAUACGAAUUGCAAGUAUUUUCUCCCAUUAUGUGUGCUGUCUUUUCACUUUUUUGAUAAAUGUCCUUUGAUGCCCCCCACUUUUUUAAUGAAUGCACCUCAUUUUUUCUAUUCUUUUGUUUUUUGGCAAAUCCGAGGUCAUGAAGAUUUACCCCUGUGUUUUCUUCUAAGAGUAAUUUUUCUUCUUUUUUUCUUCUUGUACUUUAGAUGAAGGUUUACAGAACAAACUGACUUCUCAUUAAACAGUUAGUACACAUAUCGUUUUAUGACGUUGGUUAACAACCCCAGGACAUGUUAACACUCGUCCUUCUCAACCUUCAGUUCCCUAUAGCCAGCUUUCCUGUCCCCUCCUGCCUUUUAGUCCUUGCCCCAGGGCUGGUAUGCUCCUUUAGCCUCAUUUUGUUUUACGGGCUUGUCUAAUCCUUGGCUGAAGGGUGAGCCUCAGGAGUAAUCUCAGUAGCUGAAAGGGUGUCCAGGGGCCAUACUCUCGGGGUUUCUCCAAGCUCUAUAAGACCUGCAAGUCUGGUCUUUCCUUUUGAGUUAGAAUUUUGUUCUACAUUUUUCUCCAGCUCUGUCUGAGACUAAGAGUAAUUUUAAUUCUUACAUUUUAACAUCAGAAAUAAAUAACAAAAAAUGGUCUUUGAUCCAUUUUUAGUUAAUAUUUGUAUAAGGUUUGAAAUGAGGGUCCAACUUCAUCCUUUUCCAUAUAGACAUCCAGUUGUCCCAGUACCAUUUGUUAAAAAGACGAUUCUUUCCCCACUGAGUGGUCUUGGCACAUUUGUUAAAA
Messenger RNA from Loxodonta africana (African savanna elephant), 11280 nucleotides. RefSeq names its product ATP synthase inhibitory factor subunit 1 (gene ATP5IF1). The transcript is spliced from 3 exons. Gene Ontology annotation, cellular component: mitochondrion. Lineage: Eukaryota; Metazoa; Chordata; Mammalia; Proboscidea; Elephantidae. The record is from RefSeq and is a predicted model, not a curated record. Gene Ontology annotation, molecular function: ATPase inhibitor activity. Gene Ontology annotation, biological process: negative regulation of ATP-dependent activity. The coding region runs from base 71 to 328 and encodes 85 amino acids.